This is a messenger RNA of Paramecium sonneborni, 635 nucleotides long. Lineage: Eukaryota; Ciliophora; Oligohymenophorea; Peniculida; Parameciidae. The record is from the annotation of a GenBank genome assembly.
UUAAUAUGAGAUAAGAAUAAUUGGAAUAGUUAAUAAAUCUGAAAUAGUAUUAGGUCAAUUGUAAUGAUGAUCCUAACUUUGAUCUAUUACCGAUUUAACCAACUUAUAAAGAGGAAAUGGAUAAAGAAGUGAAAAAGCUGGAAUAAUAAUCUCUUUUUGUAGAUUCUUUAGAUGUUGAUAUUCCAAGCCUUAAAAAGAAUAGAGAAGAAAAAAGAUUAAGGAAAAUGGCUAAAAUGUAAUAAUUAACAGAUGGUUGGUUUGGAAUGAAAUCUCAAGAUUAAGAUGAAACAAUGAAAUAAGAAUUUUUGAUUAUGAAAUUAAAAAAAUAUCUAGAUCCAAAAUAACCAGUUAAAUCUAGUGAUUUUAAAACUAUGCCUAAAUAUUUUUAAGUAGGAACUUAUGUUGAUGGAAUGGGUAUUAAAUAUAUUAAUUUUUUAGAUAAUUAUAAUAUAAAAAAGAAAAAGAGAAAUCAGAGUGAUUUGAUUGAUCAAUUUUUAGAAUAUGAUAAAGAGAAAUAAACAACAAAAAACUCAUUUUAGAAGAUUUAACAAAGAUAGUAAAGAAUUAGUAAAGUAAAUUCAAAAUUAAGAAAAUUAAAGAGAAUGGCAAAAUCUAUCGGAAAAAAAAAUAAAUGA